AUGCGGUUCAGCGUGACGGCUACGACGGCCGUCAUCGCCUGCUUCUGUAUGGCAACGGCGUACGUGGGCGUGCUGUACACACUUCCACACGAAAUUCGGCGCCUUCCUCGUGACCACCCCACGCACAUUCUGGCGCGCUUUCUGCUCAUCUGCAUCUUUUGCGGCAUCUGCCCGUUCGUGCUGGCAGUAUUCUACGAUCACGAUGAAUCUAGCAUAUCUUUUGCCCAGUGGCUAGGCAUCCGCUCGGAAGGGCUGGCGCAGGCGAUCUUUGUCCCGCUACUUGCAACAGCGGUGCUGUUCACAGGCUCGCUGCUGGCAAAUGCGCUGCAUCUGCUGAACGUGUCGAAGCAGUUUCACUCUCAUGGCUGGUGGUUUGCCUUGAAAAACUCGGCGUUGUAUUAUUCGAUCACACAUGAUCGACUACCGUCGCUGCGCACUUACGUGCUGGGCCCGUUGACAGAAGAGUUUGUGUUUCGAAGCUGUAUGGUACCGCUGCUUGUGUGUGCGGAGUUCACGGCCAAGCAGAUUGUUUUCGGUAGUCCAGUGAUAUUUGGAGUAGCCCACUUGCACCACUUUAUGGAGUAUGUGCGAUACGGUCGGUCACCGAAAGAUGCAGCGUUGACUGUCGGCUUCCAGUUUGUUUACACCUCCCUGUUCGGAGCGUAUGCUACAUUCAUCUUUCUGAGAACAGGACACUUCGCAUCUACGUUCCUCGUGCAUGUGUUUUGCAACGUCAUGGGCGUCCCGGAUCUUUCCUUUUUCAAUCCAGAAAACAUAUUGCAUUCGUACCGAUUCGUGCUUCUCGGAGCAUAUUUCUUCGGCGUUUAUGGCUUCUCUCUUGUUCUGAUGCCGUUGUCAGAACCAGCAAUCUACUCUUCAGAGUUGUGGAACGCUACGGUGUCUGCAAUAGACCACGAAGUUGUGUUCAGAUACUCGGGCACUCUCUAA
This is a messenger RNA of Hyaloperonospora brassicae, 948 nucleotides long. The record is from the annotation of a GenBank genome assembly. NCBI's taxonomy places the organism in Eukaryota, Oomycota, Peronosporomycetes, Peronosporales, Peronosporaceae.